AUGUUCUAAGUCUAAUACGAUGUAAUUUCAGAGUUCGAACAGGAUAGAAACAACAGUUUUUAGGAUGAGGAAUCCAAUAUCAACAUAUUCACUUAACAUUAACUUGGCUUAUUCAAAAAACCAAGUUACUUCGUUGAAAGUGAAGAGUUUAACCUAAAGAAUAAUUGUGAAUGUUCUACAGCUGAGUAGACUGAGUCGUCUGAACACUCUGACAACUCUUUUGAGGAUAUUCCAUCACCAAAAUUCCCUUCAAAGCAACUUCCUCCUCCAAUUAAUGCUGAUCAACAUUUGUUUAAUUUGGAGAUGAAUUACUAUCCAAGCAUCUCUCAGGAGAACUUUCUCUUGAAUUUCAUUAACUAAGAGGACCUCCAAAGAAUAAAAAUUGGUUUAGAUUAUAAGAUUUUGGAUGAUCCAUAAACUUUAAAAUUCGAAAAUUGGGUUUAAUAAUUGUGCAACACUAAAGCCAAUCAAAAAGAGAUGCAAAGGAAACUGAAAGUAAAGAAAUACUUGGAGAAAAAGCACAGCAGAACUAGUUUUGAGAAGAAAGUGCAUUAUCAGAUCAGAUAGAAGGUGGCAGAGGAGAGACUGAGAAUUAAGGGAAGAUUCGUCACUUGGAAACAGGCUAUUAAAAUGUUAGAGAAAUCGGAUACUAAGAGAGAGUGGACUAAUAGUGAUUACUUCAAAAUAAAGAUCUUGUUAAAUGAAAAGUACGGGCAAUGA
Molecule: messenger RNA, 720 nt
Organism: Paramecium tetraurelia
Lineage: Eukaryota; Ciliophora; Oligohymenophorea; Peniculida; Parameciidae
Exons: 2
Molecular function (GO): protein binding
Source: RefSeq, a predicted model, not a curated record